ACGAGUUAGUUGCAUUUUAUUACAACUAGCUACUUUCUUUAUUUUCUCCUACACUUGAGGAAAACUUAUUAACAUAUUGUUUGCAUUGCUAGCUAGUAAACAAACAAUGGCGAGUAUUGAAGAGAUCCGCAAGGCACAGCGCGCUGACGGGCCAGCCACCAUCUUGGCUAUCGGCACCGCCACGCCGCCGAAUUGUGUGUAUCAGGCUGAUUAUCCGGACUACUAUUUCCGUGUUACAAAGAGUGAGCAUAUGACUGAUUUGAAGGAGAAAUUUAGGCGCAUGUGUGACAAAUCAAUGAUAAAGAAACGUUACAUGUAUUUGACAGAAGAAAUUCUUGAAGAGAACCCAAAUUUGUGUGAUUAUAUGGGUACAUCAUCAUUAGACACUAGACAAGAUAUUGUGGUAGCUGAAGUUCCUAGGCUUGGCAAAGAGGCUGCAGUGAAGGCAAUCAAAGAAUGGGGUCAACCCAAGUCCAAGAUCACACAUGUGAUUAUGUGCACCACUUCUGGUGUUGAUAUGCCUGGAGCUGACUACCAGCUCACUAAGCUCCUUGGCCUCCGUCCAUCAGUCCGCCGCUUCAUGCUCUACCAACAAGGUUGCUUUGCUGGUGGCACGGUCCUUCGCCUUGCUAAGGACCUCGCCGAGAACAACCGUGGAGCACGUGUCUUGGUGGUGUGCUCCGAGAUCACGGCCAUUUGCUUUCGUGGCCCUACUGAGACCCACUUAGACUCUAUGGUGGGACAAGCUCUUUUCGGGGAUGGAGCUGGAGCUUUGAUCGUAGGUGCUGAUCCAGUUGAAUCCCUUGAACGACCUUUAUUUAAAAUGGUCUCGGCAGCACAAACUUUACUCCCGGACUCUGAGGGAGCAAUUGAUGGCCACUUACGUCAAGUAGGCCUAACUUUUCAUUUAUUAAAAGAUGUUCCUGGCCUUAUUUCUAAGAACAUUAAUAAGGCCCUUGAGGAUGCCUUCACUCCACUUGGAAUUGAUGAUUGGAACUCCAUCUUUUGGAUUGCUCACCCAGGUGGUCCAGCUAUUCUUGACCAAGUUGAGGCCAAAUUAGGCCUUAAAGAGGAUAAACUCACGGCCACUCGCAAUGUGUUAAGCGAGUUUGGUAACAUGUCUAGUGCUUGUGUUCUCUUCAUCUUAGACGAAAUGAGGAAGAAGUCGUCUAAAGAAGGGAAAUCUACCACCGGUGAAGGGCUCGAUUGGGGUGUCUUGUUUGGGUUUGGGCCAGGCCUUACUGUCGAGACCGUUGUACUCCACAGUGUUCCUUUAAACCAUUAAAGUCCUUAUUUACUCAAGUUCGUCACUUUUGUCGCUUUAUUUACUACCAAUCAGGUAAAAAUACUUCCUUGAAGCGAUGUAAGACCAAUUUAUCUAGUGAGUACUAUGCUUUUAUUUAGAUAUCCGGAUGGAAUAUGUAGUCACUCCGAUCCCUUGGAGUAAUGUAAAACCAAUUUAUCUUGUACUAAUAAUGCAUUACGUACUACUAAUUAAUACUAUAUACUACUGUGUAACGGUUUAUGGACAUGUUUUUGAUGCAAUUUGCUAAGUGUAAGAAUUUGUUGAAGACA
Molecule: messenger RNA, 1575 nt
Organism: Beta vulgaris subsp. vulgaris (sugar beet)
Lineage: Eukaryota; Viridiplantae; Streptophyta; Magnoliopsida; Caryophyllales; Amaranthaceae
Product: chalcone synthase
Exons: 2
Coding region: 107-1285 (392 amino acids)
Biological process (GO): polyketide biosynthetic process
Molecular function (GO): acyltransferase activity, transferring groups other than amino-acyl groups
Source: RefSeq, a predicted model, not a curated record